Messenger RNA from Aspergillus tubingensis, 1434 nucleotides. Its product is annotated as OSBP family protein. The transcript has 8 exons. The record is from RefSeq and is a predicted model, not a curated record. Gene Ontology annotation, cellular component: intracellular membrane-bounded organelle; cortical endoplasmic reticulum; cytosol. Bases 1 to 1434 code for a protein of 477 amino acids. Lineage: Eukaryota; Fungi; Ascomycota; Eurotiomycetes; Eurotiales; Aspergillaceae. Gene Ontology annotation, molecular function: sterol binding.
AUGCCCAUCUCCGUCCCGCACAUCCGCCGACGGUCAUCGCUUGCCAGUAAUCGUUCACACGAUGAGCCCAAAGCUGAGCCCGUGAGCGGGGACGACGAGAUCGUCGAGCCCGACCAGGGAAAUGUUCUUUCCCACAUUAUCUCGCAGCUCCGACCGGGAGCUGACCUGAGUCGGGUCGUCCUGCCCACUUUCAUUCUCGAACCCCGAUCUAUGCUGGAGCGCAUCACCAACUUCAUGGCGCAUCCCGAAACACUGCUUCCUAUGCCAACCAUAGAUGACCCCCUAGAACGAUUCGUUUCCGUCGUCAAGUUCUAUCUCAGCGGAUGGCACAUCAAACCUCCAGGAGUAAAGAAGCCGCUGAAUCCGAUCCUCGGAGAGACUUACACCUGUUAUUGGGACUACCCCGACGGUACCCGUGGGUACUAUAUCGCCGAGCAGACCUCUCACCACCCGCCCAAAUCGAGCUACUUCUUCAUGGCACCCGAGCACAACAUCCGGAUAGAUGGCACCUUGAAACCCCGCAGUAAAUUCCUCGGAAACUCGGCCGCUAGUAUGAUGGAGGGUAUCGCGAUCCUGCGGUUCUUGAACCGCGGACAGGACAAGGAGAAGGGCGAACGAUACAUCUUGACGCAACCGAACAUGUACGCCCGCGGCAUUCUUUUCGGGAAGAUGAAAUACGAGUUGGGCGACCACAGCUACGUGCGGUGCCCCGAGAACAACCUCGUUGCCGACAUUGAAUUCAAGACCAAGGGCUACUUCUCUGGUACUUACAACGCUAUCGGUGGGACAAUCAAGAACGAAAAGACCGGCGAGGUAUACUAUGAACUGUCCGGUCUCUGGAACGGCGAGAUGCACAUCAAAGAUGUUCACACCCACAAGAAGGACUUGCUCUUCAACGCUACGCAUGCGAAGCACACCCCUCCCUUGACCAGACCUAUUGAACAGCAGGGCGAGCGCGAGUCGCAGCGACUGUGGCAACCCACCGUGAAGGCGAUCAUUGCUAGGAAUCAUGAGGCAGCUACGGAUGAGAAAACCAAGAUUGAGGACCGCCAAAGAGAAGAGGCGGCGAAGCGUGCCGAUGAUGGCGUCGAAUGGCACCCCCGGCUGUUCCGACGGGUGCAGGGCGGGCCCCACGGCCCCGAUGAGGGAGAAGAGGACCUAGACUGGAUCAUCAAUGCACACGUCGACUCGCACAACCCCGAGCUCGCUGCCAAACAGAUUCUGGCCAUUGCCCCGAUCCUCGAAGGUCAGACAGAACCCACCCAGUUCCAGAUUCCCGCACACAAGGGUAAGGAGUCUGCUGCGACAGCCGAUCCAGCCGAUGGCGCUGACUCCGCUCAGAGCGAGCCUAAGAAAGAAGCAGAAGAAGCCGUCGAACGCAAGGACUCACGGACAUCGGAUGUCGAUGCCUACGUCGAUGCCAAGGAGACAUAG